CGACGGGUCCUAUAUAAAUAGUCUGAUUCUCUCCGCAUCCGAACUACUCCGCCCUUCAGGUUCCUUCGAGUCCUUUCCCCGCAAAUCCGACCACACCCCCUGCUGGCCUGUCUCAACCAAAGAGACCUCAUAUUGAUGGAUCGACUCAAGAGAUUCAAGUGCCAGCAAUGCAAUAGGUCCUAUACCAAACUGGAGCACCUUACAAGACAUGAGCGGACUCGUAGGUUGCUCGGAUAAUGCCCACGGCUGUUGCACGAUAUUCACGCUACAUAGACACCAACACCAGACCAUACCGCUGUGAUGAGUGUGGUAGAAGAUUUGGCCGAGGGGACGUCCUUGGCCGCCACAAGAGGCUCCAUGCCCGGUCCCAAGCCGAUGUCUCUACAGAUGCAGGACAAUCGGUAGAUGAUCCUACAGAAGGCCACCUUCCAAGUCCUAAAGAGUCAGCUCAGAGCCUCUUGGGGGUGACUCCAUUUGGGCAGUCUUCGUUGUCUGGAAACCAGGAAUUAUUGGACUCCGACAACCUGCUGGACUGGUUUGUUCCGGAUUUCUGGGACUCGUCAGCCAUCUCAUUACCAUUGACGGACAUCCCUACCCUGCCGCAGCUGCAAAUAUCGAAUGGUCCGAAUCUCUUGUCUACAGAGGAACAGAGUGCUUCUCAGCAGGAGCCUGGAAAGAUAGCCAUGCAGCAGAGCUACAGAUUAAUAGAAGAUCUAUCCAAACGUCUUAACUCGGAUUUGCAUAGCUCGGGGAUUACAUCUGCGUUCCUCGAUGCAUGCUUGCAGGAAUUCUUGGGGCGGCUGUCUCCAUGCUUCCCCGUUAUACACGAGCCAACGUUUGCAACACGUGAGACCAUUCCUCCACUGCUGCUGAACAUGGUAGCCUUGGGAUCUUUGUUUGUGUGUCUGCCGGACUCAGCCCAGAAAGGGGAGAUGCUCUGGCGACUGGGUCAUACCGCUGUAGCAACCUCCUGGCAAACCCUAAGUAGCCUAAGAGGCCCUAGGGAUGCCUGUGACGGUGUUCAAUUGGUGUUGACUGCGCUUUUAGGGCAGCUAUUUGCACUACUGUCAAGCAACGAAAGCAUACGGACGACUGCAUUUGUAUGGCAUGGACUUGGCUUCUACUGGACACGCACAUCCGGUAUGUACGUUGUGGAAGACAUGCAGCAGGAUCAGAUUCCAGAGCAAGACGCUCCUCAUGCGACGAAGCACACGGCAUGGAUGAAAUGGGCAGCUGUCGAAACCAAACGACGAGCGAUCCUAGGCCACUAUAUUCUCGAUGGGUUGAUAUCACAAGUUUCGGGGUCUCCGGCCAGCACACGUCACUUGAUAAAUUCUAUAAAAACGGCAAGCUCUGAUGCGGCCUUUCUUGCUAAGAGCGCAGAUGAAUGGAUCAUCGAGAUGGGAAAAUCAAUCUCGACCCAACGCCCGUUUAGUGAAGUCUAUGUCUCUGUAUUUUCACCUGAAUAUGCGGUGUCCCCACCAUCACUCUCGGGCUUCUCGACUUUUGUUAUCAUCGAGGGUCUACAAUCCGUUGUAUCAGAUCUUCAUGAAACCAGCGCCCCGGUAUUUGGCGCUGUCUCUGAAAAGCAGAUCAUCCAGGCCUUACUCAACAUCUAUAAAACAGAUCUGUCCAACAGGUCAGCCGUCCAUGAUGAUAACUUUCAACUCAUGCUUCGCUGGCACAGCGUUUGCCUCGAACUCGCCGUUCCAUCUGCAUCUCUUUGCAGAAGGAUAUGUUGCGCAUAUGGCCUCCAACAACCCCUCGGAGGAAAGAUGACCAAGGAAGACCAUCUAUCAUUUGACUUGAACCGGUGGGCUAGUAGCAUCAAUGCUGCUCGCGCAAUACUUCAUGCACUAGCCAUCAAUCGAAUCGUCAAUCAGAUUCCGUUCAAACUAGCUCAUGCACCUCAUAUUCCAGCUGCUAUCUUUGCGUCUGCAAUUGUAAUGAGCGGGUGGUGUCUAGCUCGUGAAGAGACUCUCCAUGUUCGAGAAGAUAUUUCGUGGCAGGAUAUCUGGUGUGGCUCAUCCAACUGCGCCCCCGACAUUGAUCGGUACAUCCACCACGAGGCUUUUGACGGAAACAAAGUUCAUUUGCUCAAUGAGAUGAACUCUCUUCAAAUUAGUCUUAAAACAAUCACAUCUCGUUGGAGUGUGUCUCAUACCAUGGCGGAAACAAUCCAACAAAUGGUUACUUUGGCUCGCCAAUAUCACUGAUAAAAAAGAACGACAGAUUUGCCCGACGUUAAGUACA
Molecule: messenger RNA, 2253 nt
Organism: Aspergillus ibericus CBS 121593
Lineage: Eukaryota; Fungi; Ascomycota; Eurotiomycetes; Eurotiales; Aspergillaceae
Exons: 2
Coding region: 237-2216 (659 amino acids)
Biological process (GO): DNA-templated transcription; regulation of transcription by RNA polymerase II
Cellular component (GO): chromatin
Molecular function (GO): RNA polymerase II cis-regulatory region sequence-specific DNA binding; DNA-binding transcription factor activity, RNA polymerase II-specific; zinc ion binding
Source: RefSeq, a predicted model, not a curated record